UGAGUUCAAAAAAGACCAUUGAACGGGUAGGUCGUGCGUCGGUGCGGAAAAAAAUCUCGGAAAAAAGCCGUGGGUGAUUCGUCGUUGCGUCGCGCGUGAGUGUGUGUGUGUGUGCAUGUGUUGGCUUAACAAAUUAAUAAAAGCGCUAAAUAGAAUCCAAUAAUAUGUAUGUGCAACGGUUAUCGUAGCAAUUGUUGUGCUUGCAACUCACAAAAAUUUCACAAUAGCGCGACAGCCAGAGAGCGUGAGUGCCAAUUGCAAGACAAAAUGGCUGCAUUUCAACGCAUUUAAUGCGCGCACAAAAACAGCAACAACAGCAGAGAACAACAUACACAAAGCAUAAGCAAACAUCACAAUAACAGCGCUUGGCAAAAACAACAACGACAACAACAACAGCAGCAACACCGCUAAUAAUUUGAAAUUGUGAAUUUCGUUUUGGACGCGUUGCGAACUUUUUUUUUUCAUACGGUUUUUCGUUUUCUUUUCAUUUAUGUUUUACGCGCAAAAAUACGAGCAAAAAGUGAAAAGUAAUGCAUAAAAAUCGUAAAUCAUAAUACACAUAAAUUGGCAGUGUACGUGACGGGUGUUAAAAUAUAAUCGUCUUAAAUAAAGAAUCAUAAAAAUAAAAUAGUAAAAAUAUAAUAAUAAUAAUAAUAAUAAUAAAGUGGUCGCUUCGCCGUGCGUGCAAAAAGUGUUCGUACAAUUUUAUGGCCAAUGUCUGUGCGUGUGUGCGUGUGUGCGAAAUCGUACUAGUAAAUUUUAAAUGGAAAAUAGUUGCAGUUAGUUAAGAUUCGGCAAAACGAUCAGAAAAUAAUAAUAAUAAUAAUAAUAUAUAAAAAAAACCUACUGCCAAUAUUUAAAACAAGCAAAAACAAGACUUGAGGAUUUCACAGCCUUCGACACGUUGGAUUCCAUUUGCGUAUAAUGUCAUCAACAUGUGGAUUAAAUAUGGUUUUCAUGUCGAUCAUUUUCAUUAUCAUCGUAAAUGGCUACGCAAAAGAUAUUUCCGGAGUUGAAAGAGGUCGUGAACGACUCAAUGAAUACAUAUCCCACUAUGAAACACUCAACUAUGAUCAUGAGCACAUUAGAGCUAGUCACAAUAGAGCGCGUCGAUCGGUGACCAAAGAUCAUUUUGUACAUUUAAAGUUUGCAGCACAUGGAAGAGACUUCCAUCUUAGAUUAAAACGUGAUUUAAAUACAUUUAGUGAUAAGUUAGACUUUUAUGAUAGCAACGGCCCCAUUGAUGUCUCAACGGAUCAUAUCUAUGAGGGCGAAGUGAUAGGGGAUCGUAAUAGUUAUGUAUUUGGUUCCAUACACAAUGGGGUAUUCGAGGGUAAAAUUAUAACGGAACGUGAUGCCUAUUAUGUUGAACAUGCCAAACAUUAUUUUCCCACAAAUCGCACGACGGCGACGGCGACGACGACGACGACCACCGCAACUGCAUUGUCCUUGACGACAACGGCGUCCACCAGCACACUAGACAACAAAAAAACUGCCAUUGUUAAUAAGACAGAAAAGUUCAUAAAUAAAAAUGCUGAAACCACAUCUACAAGUGCAUUCCCAAUGUACCCACGCAGCAGUUCCGAGCAGCCAGAAUCAACGACAAUGUUUUCACCGACUACCGCAACAAAUGAGUCUGUGGAUGGGGAUAAAAAUGCUGCCGGUGCACAGGACGAACUUGAUUUCCACUCCAUUAUCUAUAAGGAGUCACACGUUGAGGAUGCCUACGAGAAUGUGCGCGAAGGUAAUGUGGGCGGCUGCGGCAUUACGGAGGAGGUCUCGCAGUGGAUGGAGAACAUACAAAAUUCAGCGGUUGAGGAGCUGCCUGUGCCCAUGUCAAAGGAUGUCCAAAAGCUGCACCGGAAGCAGCAGCACAAAAAGGCUGCUGGUCCCCAACAACAGCCACAGCAGCAACAACAACAACAACAACAGCAACAACAACAACAGCCACAUCCUCCCAAGAAAUACGCCAGCGGCGAUGAUGAUUUCAAAUUUCCACAUCAGAAGUAUACAAAGGAGGCAAACUUUGCCGAUGGUGCAUUCUAUGAUCCGGAGACCGGUCGUCGAUUGGGCUCUACGGCCAAUGUCGCCGAUUGGCAUGAGCUGGUCCACGAGCGUGUGCGUCGCGCCACUGGCGGCAACAAUGCCGGCAGUGGCUCCAAUGCCAGCGGUUCGACCAGCUCGGCGGGCCCCGGACGUGGCCGUGAGGAUAACAAAAAUACCUGCUCGCUGUAUAUACAAACAGAUCCAUUGAUUUGGCGCCACAUACGCGAGGGUAUCGCCGAUCACGAUCGCGGCCGCAAGUACGAGGUGGACGUGAAAACCCGUGAGGAAAUCACAUCGCUGAUUGCACAUCAUGUGACGGCCGUUAAUUACAUUUACCGCAACACAAAGUUCGACGGACGCACCGAGCAUCGCAACAUACGCUUUGAGGUGCAACGCAUUAAAAUCGACGACGAUUCUGCCUGUCGUAAUGCCUACAAUGGCCCGCACAAUGCAUUUUGCAAUGAGCACAUGGACGUAUCGAACUUUUUGAAUCUCCACUCGCUAGAGGAUCACUCAGACUUUUGUCUAGCCUAUGUAUUUACCUACAGAGAUUUUACGGGCGGUACUUUGGGCCUGGCCUGGGUGGCCAGUGCAUCAGGCGCCUCCGGCGGCAUCUGCGAGAAGUACAAGACCUACACGGAGACUGUGGGUGGUCAAUACCAGAGCACCAAGCGCUCCUUGAACACGGGCAUCAUCACCUUUGUCAACUACAACAGUCGCGUGCCACCAAAAGUAUCGCAGCUGACACUUGCCCAUGAAAUUGGACACAAUUUUGGAUCUCCGCACGACUACCCGCAAGAAUGCCGUCCUGGUGGUCUAAAUGGCAACUAUAUUAUGUUUGCCAGCGCCACCUCAGGUGAUCGUCCAAACAAUUCGAAGUUCUCACCGUGUUCUAUACGCAACAUUUCCAAUGUACUGGACGUGCUAGUGGGCAAUACGAAACGCGACUGCUUUAAGGCCUCGGAGGGCGCCUUCUGUGGCAACAAGAUUGUGGAGUCUGGCGAGGAGUGCGACUGUGGUUUCAACGAGGAGGAGUGCAAGGACAACUGCUGCUAUCCGCGUCUGAUCAGCGAAUACGAUCAGUCGCUGAACUCCAGCGCCAAGGGCUGCAAGCGUCGCGCCAAGACGCAGUGCUCACCCUCGCAGGGACCCUGCUGCCUGGCCAACUCGUGCGCGUUCGUGCCCACGCACUAUCACCAGAAGUGCAAGGAGGAGACGGAGUGCAGCUGGUCGAGCACAUGCAAUGGCACCACCGCCGAGUGUCCGGAGCCGCGGCAUCGCGAUGACAAGACCAUGUGCAACAAUGGCACCGCCCUGUGCAUACGCGGCGAGUGCAGCGGGUCACCCUGCCUGCUGUGGAAUAUGACCAAAUGCUUCCUUACCUCGUCCAUGCUGCCGCACGUGGACAAGCGGAAGCUGUGCGAGCUGGCCUGCCAGGAUGGCAACGACACGGCCACCUGUCGCAGCACCAGCGAAUUUGCCGCCGAAUAUAAUAUACAGCCGGGUGGCAUCAGUCUCCAGCCGGGCUCACCCUGUGACAACUUCCAGGGCUAUUGCGAUGUCUUUCUCAAGUGUCGCGCCGUCGACGCCGACGGGCCGCUGGUGCGGCUCAAGAAUCUGUUGCUCAAUCGCGAGACGCUACUCACCGUUGCCGAGUGGGUCACGGGCAACUGGUAUCUGGUGGUGCUAAUUGGCGUUGGGUUCAUUGUCGUCCUGGGCGCAUUCAUCAAAUGCUGCGCCGUCCACACGCCCAGCUCCAAUCCGAAGAAGCGUCGCGCCCGUCGCAUCAGCGAGACGCUGCGUGCGCCAAUGAAUACGCUGCGCCGAAUGCAGCGUCAUCCGAAUCAGCGCGGAGCCGGACCACGCAGCAUCCCACCGCCUGCGCACGAGGCGCAGCAUUAUCCCCGAGGAGGUGGAGGCGGUGGUGGCGCUGCUGGCGGUGCAGCCGCUGCUGGACGCCACGGUGGUGGCACACGUGGUCAUCAUCAUAAUGCGCAUCCGCACGAAUGGGACCGGCAUCAGGGCGGGCACUCGAUAAUCCCACUGCCCACGGGAGGCGGGCAUUCCAGUCGCAGCUCGGCCGCCAAUCAGGCGCGACGCAGCGAUGGACGCGGCGCACGGCCCAGCAGCAGCGGACGCCCACAGGCCAGCGGUCGAUCUGGGUAUGGAGCUGAUCAAGCGGGCGUGGGUGCCAUUGGUGGUGGUGUGCAGGCGGCCAUCAGCAGCGGCGGCGUUGUGGCGCGUGCUCAGCUGCCGCUGCCGUUGCCGCCGGCAAAUGCACAGCAGCAGCAACAGCAACAACAACAACAACAACAACAACAACAACAAGUACUCUCACCGCAACAACAACCGCAAGCGUUUUAUGCGCCGAAAGAAUUACCACCGCGCAAUAAGUCCCGCUCAUCGCGUACCAACAACAACACCACCAACAACACCGCUGCCACGGCCACGCCCUCGACGGGCGCGAGUGGUAGCAAGAAUGCCAAAAGUGCCAAAGCCAAAGACACAGCCCAACAGCAACAACAACAACAACAACAACAACACAACAAACACAACAGCAGCCGUAGCCGCAGCAGCAGCAAAGACAAAACGGCCGCAGCCGCCGCCAAGACACGUCGCAAUAUUGUUUACUAAAGAAACAAACGGGCAUGGAACGCGUGGAAUUGGAACGCCUCAAACAUGCCAUAUUGAAUACUAAAUACCCAGCACAUGCCUCCAAACCCACGCGCUUGCGUGCCUUUUCCACUAUUCCACGAAACGCUUUCCCCCAUCAGAAUUCGCUAAGCAAUUGGUGCAUCUUCCGCUCUGCUGUUUGGGCCAUAAAAUGUUUGUACUUUGACUGACUUAAAUACAAUUAAAUUCUGAAAUGUAUUUUUAACUUUAAGUGUGGCAACAGUUUUGACUGCUUCGAUUCGAUUUUAACAAUUUUUAAGUAUUUCUCUUGAAUAGGUUUUUUAUUGCAUUGAAAUUGAAAAUGAAUUUUACAAACUUUUUAAACUCUUCUUCUUUGACAAUUUGAAUAAUUUUUCAUUCUUGCUAAACGGCAAGAAAAACCAAACUUGUAAAUAGAAAAAUCUCUAAGAAGUACACAAAAUGAAAGAUGCAUUAAUUAAGUAAAACAAAAACAAGUUUAAUUGCAUAAUAAUGAAAAAGAAAAGAAAAAACCGAAAUAUGUUUAACAGUAAUUACUUAAAUUGAUAUAUAAAAUAUGUAUUAAAUUUAAAUUGAGCAACAAAGCAAACUAUGCUAUUAGUUUAUCGCAAGACAAGAA
Molecule: messenger RNA, 5317 nt
Organism: Drosophila virilis
Lineage: Eukaryota; Metazoa; Arthropoda; Insecta; Diptera; Drosophilidae
Source: RefSeq, a predicted model, not a curated record